Liolophura sinensis is the source of this 14301-nucleotide messenger RNA. Its product is annotated as huntingtin-like. Gene Ontology annotation, cellular component: cytoplasm; nucleus. The record is from RefSeq and is a predicted model, not a curated record. NCBI's taxonomy places the organism in Eukaryota, Metazoa, Mollusca, Polyplacophora, Chitonida, Chitonidae.
UUGACUGGAACAGACAGGAGUCAAAACCACGGAGAUAAUCAUGUUUGUUUUCUUAAUUAUCUCCACACUAAUACCAGGUUAUGUGCGAUUUGUCCGUUGAGUAGCACAUCAGUCAGUCGAACACUGUUCGAGUGUGAAAUAUUGGAAAUGUAGCUUCAUUGUAUUGUGUUUGCUUGUGUCAGCGCCGAUGGCAGGACCCAAGCUACAACAACAACAACGUCAGUGGUGACAAGGACGGAGACUAGCUUGAUACAGAACGGUCAUUCUUCAGGCUUCUACUCUAUACUGAGUUAACUCAAAUAACAAGCAUGGCAACGAUUGAAAAGUUGGUGAAGGCCUUUGAAGGACUGAAGGUCUUUCAACCAAUGGGACUGACAGUGGAAGAUGUUACCAAGAAAAAAGACCAACCACCGACAAAGAAAGAAAAGACACAACACUGUAACAUGGUAGCUGACUGCAUUUGUGCACCCAACAUGAGGUCCAUCCCUGAUUUCCCCAAGUUUUUGGGAAUUGCCAUGGAAGCAUUUCUGACAUUGUGUGAUGACACUGAAGCAGAUGUCAGAAUGGUGGCUGAUGAGUGUCUGAACAGAACUAUCAAGACAUUACUGGAAACAAACCUGGGUCGCCUCCAGGUGGAGCUAUAUAAGGAGGUGAAAAAGAAUGGUCCCUCUCGCACCCUGAGGGCUGCCCUGUGGAGGUUUGCAGACAUGUGUCAUCUUAUCAGGCCCCAGAAGUGCAGACCAUACAUUGUGAACCUGAUGCCGUGCAUAGGACGUAUCUGUAGACGAGAAGAGGAGGCCAUUCAAGAGACACUGUCGACAGCCAUGCUGAAAAUCUGCCCAGUCCUCAUGAGCUUUGCAAAUGAUGCUGAGGUCAAGUCCUUGCUACGGGCAUUUCUACCCAACCUUGGAUCUGCAACGGCUGUCACUCGACGGACAGCAGCCACUAGUCUGUCGGCAAUGUGUCAGUACUCUCGCAGCCCUAACUUCUUCUCCAAGUGGCUACUGGAGGCUCUCAUGGGCUCACUGUUACCGGCCAGCCAGGACUAUGAGGUACCUAAGUUACUAGGUGUGAUACAGUGUCUCCGCUACCUGCUACCCCUCAUUGUAAAUCCGGAUGUGAAAGACGAGGGUAUGAAGGGCAGUUUUGGGGUUAUGAGGUCAGAACGAGAGGCCACAGUGACCAUUGAACAACUACUGCAGGUUUAUGAGUUGCUCCUGUACCAUGCCAGACACCGAGACCACAAUGUGGUGACGGCGUCACUGGAGGCCCUGCAGCAGUUACUGCGUCGCCCCCACCCUCAGCUCUUACCCAUACUCAGCAGUUCUAACACCAUCACAACCUCCACAAUAUACGACGAUCAGAACAAGACACUGGGCAGAGGCAGGUCUGAUAGUAAUUUUGCGGGCUUGCCGUCAACCGCCGAGGACCUGGAGGAUGACAUGGACUCAGAGGCAGGCUCUGCAGAGCAGGGGUCAACUGUGCUGCAGGAGACAGAAUCUGGUGAGGCUUCUGAGGAAGGGGAGGAAGUGCAGAAAACGAUGGAUGGUGAUGGUGAUGAUGACGAGAACACAGAGACAGUGGGAGACGACCCGCCUGUGUUUAUGCUCAACGACUCACAGUACUCUAACGUGGAGAUUGGGGAUGUGAAUGAGGACAAGUCAGAGCGCUCCGAGAAGUCCCAGUUGUCUCACAGCAGCAGUCAAGACACGCUGCUGAGCAUACGCAGUCUGAGCCCCAAGCGGGUGCCCUCUCUACGUCAGGGGCUGGGUGAAGACAUGAAUGGUAAUCCAGAGUAUGAUCCUGACUGUGAUAAUAACCUGUCUGAACCCUCGUCCCCUUAUCCAGGGGGGCGCUCCAUCGUCGUGCUCGGGGACAUCGGAACCUUUGUGGAUGGGGAAGUCCCGUUCCUUUACUGCACCCGUCUGCUGUGUCAACAGUUUUUAUCUGGACAGAAAGGGGAGUUAAUCCCAGACAAAGCAGUUCGGAUCAGCAGCAAGUCCUUGGCUCUCAGCUGUAUAUCCAAUAUCACCACUAUGUAUCCUACAGUAUUCUUCUACCGUCUCUUUGUCAGUGGAGAAACAGACAACCAAAAUCUGCAGGACAUCCUGUUGUAUGCCAAGCACUCAGACCCCCAGCUGAAGGGACAGACUGCUCAGAUCAUAGGAAACUACUUGCAGGCAGCACACCUGGCUGGAGGGGGUAGCUUUCAACAAUGGAACAACUCUGUCACAGUCACUGAUGCCCCAGGUAAGAGGCACAACUCUGUGAAAGUCACUUAUGCCCCAGGUAACAGACACAACUCUGUGACAGUCACUGAUGCCCCAGGUAAAAAGCACAACUCUGUGACAGUCAUUUAUGACUCAGGUAACAGGCACAACUCUGUGACAGUCACUAAUUCCCCCGGUAAGAAGCACAACUCUGUCACGGUCACUGAUGCCCCAGCCUUAAGCCUGGACGAGUUGCUGGCUUUAAUGACGAGUAUCAUAGAAGAUGAGUCCAGUAUGGCUGCCAGGAUGGGUCUGGUGGCUUUUAAGCUCUGCCUGCCUGACCUUCUGAGGAGCAGUCAGUGCCACAGAGCCCUGCAGGUGCUCCUCAAGCUGCUAGAGCUUCAACACAACCCUUACUGGCUGGUUAAGGUUGAACUGUUGGAACUUUUGGGUGACAUCAAUUUUAAAAUUAUCUGUUAUCUGGAGACAGCUGUGACCAAAUUCAGUGAUGAAAUGGGACAGUGUAUAGGAGAACUCCACAUUCAGGAGCGGGUGUUACAUGAUGUAAUACUGAUCCUGCUAGGAGAUGAAGACAGCAGAGUGCGGCAUUCAGCGGCGUCCAUGCUCGUCAGAGAAGAAAGCAUAGAUUUAUGCCCAGGACUGUUCUACAAGGCAGAUAACCCACAGGAGAGCCCUGUCAUUGGAUCGGCAAAGGAAAUGGCGGAGAAUUUCCUAUCACCUAUCAUCUAUGAAUGGUCAGAUGAGUUGCCCCCCUUGGUCUUAGGACUGCUGCGCCCCUACGACUACGACACUAAACACCAUCCUCCAGUUGACAUAGAGUCUAAUUUAUCACGGAUCAUUAGCGUCAUUGUGCAGAAGUUAAACAAAUCACACUCCAAGUAUUUAACAUAUGGAUGCUGCCAUGCCCUUAGCCUCUUGGUGGAUGCCUACAUGGUGACACAGUACCCCCACUCGUGGGGCUGUGGCCCUCCCAUGGCACUGUCUGCUCGGGAUAGCCCGAGGGGCCCCAUGAAGAAGCCCUCCCGCAGGUCUUUAAGUACUUCCAGGCAUGUGUCAUGUGAUGAUGUUGCAUUGAGUGCCCCAGUUACGAUCAGUUUUGAUGAGUUUGGGACGGGCUCGGGUGGCGGACCCUUGUCGAUCAUCCUGUCCGUGCUGACUUCCUCCUCCAUUAGCCUUGACCUGUCCACACACCAGGAUGCUCUACAUGUGGCUGGACAUUUGUUUGCUGGAGCAGCUUACAAGUGUCUGCGACCUGCGGAGGAGACCAUCAGCUCUAACAAGACGUCUGAGGAGGGGUCAUGGAGAGCCCUGAGUGACCGGAUAUUGGCCGCUAAGGCUGACCACCUCCUUUCUCAUGUAGCUAAGUUGUUAAAUGCCUGUACCCACGUGAUAGAUGAGGUGACCCCUGGGCCUCCUCAGAUGAAGCCCUCCCUACCCUCCUUGCCAACCGCCCCCUCUCUCAGCCCUAUUAAACGACGUGCCAAAGGUGACAAGGAUGCCUCCAAUCAGAACAGUCCCUCAUCCACCCCUGAUGGCAAAAACACACCAAAACAAACGAACAAAGAAAAAGAUAAAGAUUCAGACAAGGAAAAGAACAAAAAAGAUGGUAUAGGCACAUUUUACAACCUGCCCCAUUAUAUGAAGCUCCAUGAAGUGUUAAAAGGAGCAUACUCUAAUUACAAGAUAUCCCUGGACCUGAACAGCUCGGACAAAUUCUGCUCUCUGCUGCGCACAGCCCUGAUGGUCUUCUCUCAGAUCCUGGAGGUAACCAGUUUGCAGGAGGUUGGGAAACAUGCUGAUGAGCUGCUGGCUUACAUGAAGAGCACUGUUCUGAUAGAGGCCACAGGCACUGUUCUGUGUGUGCAGCAGUUGCUGAAAGCACUUUUUGGUACAAACCUGGCCACACAGUGGGAGCCCCCUUCCUCCCCAUCAAGCUCGGGCAAACCUGGUAAAGCCACCCGUCUCUCGGCCAACAUCCGCCCUGGCCUGUACCACAGCUGUUUCACAACGCCCUACACCCACUUUACCCAGUCGCUGGCUGGAGCGACCUUCAAAGCCACCACACAGAUGGACCAGGAGGACAAUUCCAGUCCUCUGAGCUGGUUGAGGAAACGUGUGGAGAGGAAAAUACCUGCCAUUUUAAGACCCAGUAGUAAAGCUGACAAGAAUGCCAUCACCUCAUAUAUCCGCCUGUUUGAACCACUGGUGAUCAAAGCUCUGAAGCAGUACACAGUGACAAGUUCUGUAGAGUUACAGACACAAGUCUUGGACCUCCUGUCACAGCUUAUACAGCUCAGGGUCAACUACUGUCUGUUAGAUUCAGACCAGAUAUUCAUUGGAUUUGUGAUAAAGCAGUUUGAAUUUAUUGAAGAAGGACAAAUAAGAUCGUCAGAACUGAUCAUUCCUCACAUCUUCCAGUUUCUGGUGAUAUUGUCCUAUGAGAAAUUCCACACUAAAUCCAUCAUUGGUGUGCCUAAGAUAAUCCAGUUGUGUGAUGGGAUAAUGGCCAGUGGACAGCAGGCUACGACUCACGUGAUUCCGGCCUUGCGUCCCAUUGUCCAUGACCUUUUCCUACUGAGGGGUAGUAACAAAGGAGAAGGGGGCAAAGAACUGGACACCCAGAGAGAAGUUGUUGUGUCUAUGUUACUUAGGCUCAUCAGCUACUACCAGGUCUUGGAGCUUUUGACAGUGGUGUUACACCAGUACCACAAAGAAGGAGAGGAUAAAUGGAAGAGGCUCUCUCGUCAAGUCACCGACCUUGUUCUGCCUCUGCUUACCAAGCAACAGGUGAACCUGGACUGUCGGAUGUCUGUGGAUGUUCUACACCGCCUGUUUGAGUCAGUGGCCCCUAGUGUGUUCAGACCAGUGGACAGCUUAUUGAAGGCCUUGUUUUGUUCCCCUCAGGACCUUAACCAGACAGUAAACUCUCAGAGAUGGGUGGGACUGAUCCUAGCUGUCCUCAGAGUCUUAAUAUCACAAUCAAAGGAAGAGGUCAUCCUGUCAAGGUUACAAGAGCUCCACCUGGUGGUGACCCUGUUCACUGACACAGGACAGGGAGAAAACUCUCCUAUAGAUGACAGUGGUUCUGAUCAGCCACCAGAAGAAGUUUUAGCUUGGUAUAUCCUGCAGGUUGUGGGCUCCAUAUCUGAUGUGAUCAGAGAUAAGUGCUGUAGUCUAUCAGCUGGCAGGAAGGACUGUCUAGCUGUGUGUCAGGGACUAGCCCAUCUACUCCUCUACCUUACACACAUGUUCCAGUCAGGGCUCUUCCGUCGUGUGGCUACUGCAGCAAUGCGUGUGAUCCACCAGGCGACCCCACCUGGGUACUUUAGUAUCCAGCAGGUGAACGCUCAUUUCCGCAGUCUGGGGGUGUACUACCCCACCCUUACGCUCCAGUGGUGUAACAUACUUAUACUGCUCAACUACGAUGACCAGGAAUGGUGGGCAUCUGUGAUGGCCACUCCAAAAAAAUACAUGCUCUCUAGUCAAAGUCUUGCCAAUGGUAACCACCUAGAGCCCAACCCUGCCCCGUACAAGUGCUUCAGCUCGGAGAUCAUCAGAAGGGGCAGCCUCAUCUUGUUCUGUGAUUAUGUGUGUGAAAAUUUGACUGAUGCCGAUCACAUGAUUUGGGUCAUAAUAAACCAUGUGAAUGAGCUGAUUGAGCUAUCCCAUGAGCCUCCUGUUCAAGAUUUUAUAAGUGCUGUACAUCGUAACUCGGCGGCUAGUGGGUUAUUUAUACAAGCUAUACAUGCACGGUGUGAUAACUUUACAAAGCCUGCCCAGAUGAAGAGAAGCCUGCAGUGUCUGGAGGCCAUCCACCUGUCCCAGAGUGGAACCCUCCUGACCCUCCUCAUAGACAAGUUCCUCAACACCCACCACUUGGCCGUCGCCCGCUUCUGCCACACCAUCGCCUGUCGCAGGGUGGAGAUGCUGCUGGCGGAAAACUUGGAGGACAGCACGUCCCAGCUGCCACUGGAGGAUUUAGAAAAACUGUUACAGUUUAUGAAGUCCCAUGGGUUGUGUAAAAGACAUGCCCGCCUGGUGUCAUUACUGACAAAGCUGAGAAGUGUAUUUUGUCCAGAGAGCAGUUUGACACUGUCCCCAGAGAAGACCCACCCCCUAGUCCUGACCUCCAGCAAGCUUAGGGACAUCUCAAUCAAUAAGGAAUGGUUCAUCUCAAUAGUGAAAGAGCAGUGUUUCCGUGCCAAUCCAGACUCAAGGGAGUGUGCACGGCUAUUACAACGGCUGGAGUAUGCCGACACUUUGGCUGUGAUAAUGACAAAGGAAUUCCACUUGACAAUCCUGAAGGAGUGUAUAUCGCUGAGCUCGUACAGAACACUGGUGACGUAUAAUCGUAAUCAGGAGCUGCGGGAAGCCAGCCCUGAUAGCGAGACCCAGUCACAACAACCCAUGUUUGACGUUCUAUUCCAAGCCGCUCAGAUGGCCCUCUUUAGACAUAUCAAUAACGUUGUCAUCAUGUUGCCGGCCCCACACCAAGCUCUGGCGUUUGAUCCAAAACUUACACUGAAAGGAUCGCAGUACAGUGUUAGGUUGGAGGAUUUCUUCGUGGACUCGGCUUGGUUAGAGAGUAUUUUACAGAUUGCGGUCACAGUGCUUCAGUAUUUACAAUCCUUGUCACAGUUUCCAUGGCAACCAGCAGUUCCCAUGGAGUCACGAUCAGACAUCUGCAGAUUUUGCUUGCUUUGCCUUGAGUUGAUCCACUGGCAGUUGUCCACCAAUCACCUACCGUCAACAGAACAGCUAGAGACAGCCAUCCAGUGUAUGGCAGCGUGUUUACAGAGCCCUCACUUGGCGGCGGUCUUCUGUGAGCCAGAACAUUACCUUUGGAGCUGCUCUGUGAUUGGUGUUAUCCGCCAGAUACUCAGUGCUUUGGUGGUACGGCCAGGAGAGAGGUUAGCUGUGUUGCCUAAUCAGGAUCAUGGGGAGGAGCCUCACACACCGCCUUAUGAUGACUCAUACUACUACAUCCGUGCCUGUGAUGAGACGUCAGAGCUGCUGCACUGUCUGAAGACCUGCCUCUCCCAGUCAGAUGGGGAACAGGGCCGGAUACCUGACUGUCUGCGUCUGCCCAUCAGAGUUAUUGUUAUAGGUUUGGCACGGUUACCUGUGGUGAACACCUACGCUCGGACCCCACCCCUGGUCUGGAGAAUGGGCUGGAUGCCUGUGGCUGGUGGGGAAACAAAGACACGCCUUCCUCCCAUCCCCCUGGAGUACAUCCAAGACAAAGAAGUUCUCAGGGAGUUCAUCUUCAGAGCUCUAUCUAUAGGCUGGAUCAGCCGACAGCAGUUUGAGGAGACCUGGAUGGCCUUACUGGGUGUCCUCACCCCACUGGCUCCUGAGCAGGACCACCGCAUAGCUCCUGAGGAAGAUGUGGAGAGGACUCAGUCCAUGGUUUUAGCUGUGCGUGCAAUCACAGGUCUAUUAGUACAGUCUGGCCUCCACCCUCAGCCUGGUAACCCAUCCAACAGUGGCUAUGAGGUGUUGCCCAGGGACAAACCACUGGCUAUUCUACACACACGAUGUGGGAAGAAAUUAGCCAUGGUACGAGGUCUUGUGGAGAGAGAGCUGAGAAAUCUGUGUACUAAACGGUGCAUGAAGCAAUGUUGCAGUGUUAUCUGGGUAUCCAUAGAGACUAUCUGGACAAUGAUUGGCUUGUUGGAUAUAAGUGCCUCAGAGUCGGAGUCUGAGGAGUCCAGCGGGAGUCCGCCGAAACAGCCUGCUCAAACAUCCACCACCCCAUCUCCGGAGAACAAAGCCAGUGUGAGUGGGCUGGACAUUCACUCCUGUCUACAGCUAUUGCUGGACCUGUAUGGGCAGUGGCUGGCGCCCAAUGCUAACCCCAAAACACCACUCAUGCUGCUCAAUGCUGUCGUCAAGUCUGUUGUUUGCCUGUCGGACCUGUUCUCUGAAGUACAGCAGUACGAGUGGAUGUUGUCAUUGUUGUUAGACGUCCUCAAGUCCCACCCUGUGGAGGAUGAACUGGUGAACCAGUAUCUCAUUGUGGGCAUCUGUAAAUCCUCAGCUGUCUGUGGCACUCCCGAUUCUUCUGUGACAGAGAAAAUAGUGAAGGUUUUAGAUGCUGGCCUCAAGAAUACACACCUGCCAAGUAAAGUUACUUCCCUUCAUGGGAUUCUUUACAUUCUGGAGGCAGGAAUGUCUGAUCUGACCAAGUCUGUCUUAUCCAUGACAACAGAGUUCCUGCUCAAACAGCUCAAUGCUAUUUCACUGGUGUGCAUCACCAGUCACCAGUUCGUGCUUACCCUGUGGGCCACUGCCUUCUAUGUGGUAGAGAACUACAAUGACGAAAUCAAAGAGGGCGAAUUCCAGGCUUCAAUUCUACAGAUGGCUGUGAACACGAUAUCAAAUGGUGAGGAGAACAUAUCUAUGGCCGUGUACCUGGCCUUGUUCCGAGGCCUGGAGAGGCUUUUACUGGCUGAUGUUCUUACAAAGCAGGAUGCAGAUACUCUCCUGAAACUGGCGGUGGACAGGUUGUGCUUACCAAGCCCUGUCAAAGCUCUGCCUGCCUUAGGACUCAUGCUUACCUGCAUGUACACAGUGUGGGGUGAGAUCCCUGAGGACAAACGCGUAGCUCCUGUGGCUAAGGAGGAUGAGGAGGAAAAAGGGAAGCAGUUUGACCAGUACAGUCCGGCUCCACGGAACACCAGUCGCUCCUUCUUUGACCACGAUAACGACCCAUUCACCAUUGUCUACCAGGAUCCCGAAUCUCUCAUAUUAGCCAUGGAGAGAGUCACUGUUCUGUUUGACAGGAUCAAGAAAGGCACGCCUUAUGAAGCGCGAGUGAUUACCAGGAUUCUCCCAGCAUUUCUAGCAGACUUCUUCCCACCCCAAGACAUCAUGAACAAAGUGAUUGGUGAAUUUAUAUCCAAUCAACAGCCACACCCACAGCUCAUUGCCAAGGUGGUCUUUCAGGUGUUUAGCUCUCUCCAUCAGACAGCUCAGCACACGCUGGUACAGGACUGGGUCAUGCUGUCUCUCUCUAACUUCACCCAGCGGACGCCGGUUGCCAUGGCUGUGUGGAGCUUAACCUGUUUCCUUAUCAGCGCCUCUACCAACCCCUGGCUAAGGGGACUACUACCACACGUCAUUGGCAGGAUGGGUAAACUGGAAACAGUGGACAGGAAAUUCUUUUGUGUGGCAGCCGUGGACUUCUAUCGUCAGUUGGAUGACGAAGCUAAGAAGCGUGCAUUCUUGUCCACAUUCCAGUCUGUGGCUCAGGCCGACUCUCCAUACAGUGACCUUCUGGCGUGUUUCUCUGGCUUGUAACCAUUAGCCAGCUACAGAAGGUAUAGCUGCAUCACCUGACUUGUGAGCUCACCUCAUCGACUCUUCUGCAGAGACAAGGGCUUUUCUGAUGCUCCAGGAAAGAUCAACAUUUUUAUUGUAGCGCCAAGUUACACAUGCACUAACACUCUUUGCACUGACAGAAGUGUUCAAUAGAUACACUGUAUUGACGGACAGUUUACGCUGUUGCGAGAAUGUGUUUUUUCUAGUCUGUUAACACAUUACCUGUAUAUUAAAUCAGUACUGAGAUUUGUGUAAGUUGGUUUCAGGUGUACAUAUAUUAUUAAAAGUGGAAGUUGUGCGAGACAUGUAACCAGUGAAAGGUACUAGUAUCGUGUAUAAAUAAGAACUUAAUGUCUUUUUUCUUGUCAACUCAUUCAUCUGAUUGGUACACCUUUAUCAGGUAAGAGAAAAGUAUUAUAUGAGUAAAGACAAAUGAUGAAGUGUGUGAAGAAUCCAGAUUCAUGCUUCACUUAUAUUUUGGGCAAAUUCUUGUGUAGAAUCUGAUUGUCUUGUCAUUUUGGUAUGGUUGAUGUAAAUGUAGGCACGAAGACAAAUUUACAGUGUCAAUUUUUAGCUCUUGUCUAACCACAUUGUUGUAUAUGUAGACAGCUGAAAGGGGUUCUUUUAGAUUUUGUACAAAAAGCCUUGACUAAGAUUUGUACUCUUGAUUAGAUGUGUAUUUAAUACCAAAUUUUAAUAAAAAGCAGCUUUUAGUGAUAUACCCAAAGGCAAUUUCAUCAGUGGUAAUUGAUAAGUGUAUACUGGCAUGUACAUGCACAGAUAAUGCUUUAUAGACAGUUAUGAUAUUUUUGGUGAUGAAACUUACAAUUUGCCAGCAGAAUAUCAUCCCGUGUUCUAAGCAAACCUCAAAACACCUUUCUAAAAUCAGUAGAACUCUCAUAAUCAGGAGAAAUGGUGAAGUUAGUCAUGGACGAAAUUUUAUGUCACUUAGGCUAAGUGCAUGUUCCCGAUAGCUGUGAUUUUCCCCCCAAAAGUUGUUGUCGGCUGGCACUAAAGCCCCUCAGUAAGUGGAUGACCCACCUGUUCAAAGACAGAAUGUCAACAUUUUGACUUACCAGCCCAUGUUAGAAGACAUCAUGGUAAAAAUUGUCGAACAAACUGGCAGACAGACAGGUUGACAAAUAGUGCCGCUUGCCUUAGCUAACAGUUGCUUUUAUGGUUUGCAUAUUGUGCCAUACUAAAAGAAAACAUAUCACACACAUGAGUUGCCCUAUGGCUGGUUUGAAACAUAACUUAACAAGGUUUACCACCAGAGAGCAUCAAUAGAUAUACAUUAUCACAAAUACCGUAUUUCCAAAGCUGCUGGAGGUAAUCACUGUUGUCUAUGGCAAACUGCAUGCCUGGUAUAUGAGAGUAAAUUUACAUAGAGUAAAUACUCGUUAAAGCAAUGAGAACUUGUCAGGUUAUAUAGAAUGCACGUGCAGAUUUAAUUGAUGUGUGCUGGCAUAUCUUACAUUAUGUGGUACAGUCACGUGUAUUCUGUCAUGUACAUGCAAACCUGGUCUGUUGUAGAUUCAUAUGAAAAAAAAAUGUUUACAUGAAGAAUAUCAAUGGGAAUGUAUAUUAUACUUUUAAUGUAGUUAAUAGACAUUUGAUCAUUCGCAUUCAGAAGAAAUUUUUAAACUCAUCAGAGACUUUCGUUUAAAUUUACAAUGUGCAGUACAUAUAUAUGUACAUAAAGACUUGAUGUAGUAUGCACUUGGUGGUAUACUGACUUGCUUAGAUGUAUGAUGGGGUUUUCUUGUGAGAGUGAGUGUAUGUUAAGCAUUGUCAUUACUGGAUUAUAAAGUGCUUACUAUAUUGAGUGUUCAUUUGGAGACUACCUAUACAUGUAGGCGUACAGAUCAUUCAGAAAACUUCAGUUAUGAGUAAAGUGAUUUUAGUUGGAUGAAAAUGAUGGAAGAACAUAAUCUUUGUAGACUGUCACCUUGUUAUGUCUAGGUACAUUUAAAAUUUUAAAUUAAAUACAAAUUGCAAUUUUCUCUCUAUUUUUGUCUUUGACCAACAUCAAAACUGUGUUGCAAAGGUGGUUUCAGUAAGUUUGCAUGUAUAUUGUAUUCAUUUUGUUUGUCACUUAACAGUUGUUGUUUAUUUAUUUAUUUACUUACAUGAACAUGCAUGUAGUACUAAAAUGUAUUGUUUUGAUCAGAUUUAUUCAUUUAUUUCACUUGCCAUUUGGAAAUGUAACCGUAGAGUAAGGGGCAAAGUGUGUGAGGUGUAUGCAAAAUAUGGGUUCAGAACUUCAGGACCUGGUACGGUAAGAUGGAGAAUCAGCCCCAGAGAGGUACAAUUAGAAAGUUCAAAUUUCAAGGUGUUGGCACAAUUCUGUAAAUUUAUGAAUCAGAAGUACAAAACUUGGUCGAAGCACUCAUGAAAGUUAUAUGGCCAUAAAAGAGAUGGUUGCUUAGUAAUAACCCUCCAGAAAUGCACUCUUGAUCAAAAACACCAGUUUUGCGAUCAAACUAGCCACUGUGUUUUUUAUUCACAGGAUGAAGAUCAACGUUAACCAGAAAAAUAUCUUUACAGAAACUUUCCUGUGUCUUUCUACAUGUUGUUAAAGUUUCCUUUUGGUUAACAUUUGUCGAUAUAUGUGAAAAAUGAACUUUAUAAUGUGAUCAGUUCUGUCAUACUUUGGCAACUUUAAAAUCCGUAUUUCUGCCAUAGUCUGUCAAGCAUCCUUCAUAGUACAGUGAACUAAGUAAGUCUCUCUGGAUAACAGGUUUUACCAGGAGGAAGAGUUCGAAUCUUUGUGGGGUUUUUUUUUCUUUGGCAACAUAUUUUUUGUGCGAGUAAAGAUGUAUGAUGCAUUGCAUUUAAUAAGUGUUAUCAUGAAUUAAAAUGGAUGCUUGUUAAGACAUGGUAUAAGUAAUGUGUGGCACCUAUAGCAAACUCAUACAUGACUCCUGGUUGAGAGCACAUGUGGUCCUCUAGCAAUCCUUAACAUUAACAUGUAAUGCAUAGCGAAAGUAUAAGGCUGAACAUUCAUGAUAUAUUUAAUUGAUUGGUGCAUAACUGCGUGCUCAAGCAUUUUUCAGAAAGUCACAUGUUUGGUGCAGUGAUUUUCCCAUAAUACAGUGUCUAAUGCAAAAAAAGGUACUUCAGUGUGACUGGAGCAGGCUAUCUAUUUUUCGUUUUUAUGAGCUACACAUUGCUUCAGUGCAUUCUUGCUAUACAACAGGAAAAGGAAAGUAAAACAGAACUGAAGAAAUAGCCUUACAAGUGUGUAGCAGCUGUCACUCACAGCUAUAGUCAGUUUCGCUUUUUGAGGUGCACAGUUCCUGCCUUACCAUACCAGGUCCUUUCUUGAAUCAGGUAAAUUGUUAUCCUUUUUUGGCAUUGCUUUGCUGGUAUGUUUGUUGAGGUUAGGUGUGAGCUGAAAUAUUUCUUUCAUAGAGAUUGAACUCUUGGAGACAUCACACAAUCAUUUUGCAUUCGUCCUAACCCCUCCAUGUGCAAGAUCCGAUGUGAAUAAAAUUUUAGCUCAUUUCUGACAUUCCAUCAUGUCCAUUAGUUCUUGUUAACAUACCUGUAUUUCAGACUUCUGGGUUGAUUUACAUAUUUGUGUGUCAGGAAUGCUGUUAGUUGACUGGUUAGGUAUCCACCAUCCAUAAAACUGACUGCCAUUCUGAGAAAUUGGGCCAUCUCGAUUUACAUUUUAGAAAAUCACAUGGUGUGUAAAUUUAUGAAUUAUUCAAAUCUUCGUACAUUUUUUGAAAUGCUGAAAUUGACAGUUGACCAUUAAACUGAGAUAUGAAUUACAUUCUGUCCUCAGAGUGCAACAAAGUUACAUGCACAUCAAAAUACUAAAACAGCAUACCAGGUGUAAACUGUUGGCUCCAAGUUUUUAGGUGAUGGUUUUGCAACCGUUUACAACUGAGAAAAUUAAUUGUGUCUCAGAAUGAAUAGGAGGUGUACAGGUAGAAUUUGAUGCAGCUGUAUAUGAUAUAGUCUCUGUAAACUCUGUGUGUGUGUGUGGGUGUAUACCUGUUCAUGUACAUAAACUUUGUAUAUAGAGAAACUUCCAUUCAGAAUAAGUGAUCUCAGAUUAAACAAAAUGUUAAGGUCAUCAUUCCAUUGUUUUUUAUUGAUGUAUGUGUUCAUAUACGUGUGCUUGUAUAUUUUUACCAAUCCCAAUUGGAUGAACUUUCCAGCUCAUAUUUUGUUGAGAUUGAGAUGUUAACACUGCAUAAUUGGUAUGUACCAGUAAAUCUGUGACUGACCAGAAUUUGCAUAGGAAAAAAGGACCUGGCUUAGAGAUAGAUUGGGCAUUUGUGAGAGAAAUUUUCAGUCCAUUUCAUCUUCAAGUCCACUUGAAGGGGGGGGGGGGGAUAAAACAGCUUCUAAAUCGACUACACUUUCUGGUUAUAAUAUGUUCCUAAGCGUCAUGGUAAUUUAAGUUCAGAUGUGUAUGUACCGAACAAUCUGGACUGUCUUUUAAAUAAUUACCUGUCAUACUAUGAAGUUUAAUUUCUCAAAGAGCAGUACAUGGUUCUGUAUUACCUUAAGGGUACUCGGUGGAUUUUAUAACUGUGAAAUGUUAUUUUAUGUAAAAUAGCGACCUCCCUCAGUAUGUCUUUUUGAGUUGUUUAGAAAAGAAGGCAUGUAUAAUUCACAUAUUAAACAAUUUCAGUCAUAAUUUGACAACUUUUUUUUUGGGCGGUUACAUUAUAAUACAUUGUAUAGCGUGUUGUAAAUGAAUAAUGUAGUACUCAAAUAAACAUAAUAA